Molecule: messenger RNA, 2433 nt
Organism: Paramisgurnus dabryanus
Lineage: Eukaryota; Metazoa; Chordata; Actinopteri; Cypriniformes; Cobitidae
Gene: atf7a
Product: activating transcription factor 7a
Biological process (GO): regulation of DNA-templated transcription
Molecular function (GO): DNA-binding transcription factor activity
Source: RefSeq, a predicted model, not a curated record
CAACAUCUCGCGAUGUUUCACGCGGAGAGGCGUGUCAGAUUCCAAGAGAGGAGAGAGAGCGAUAGAAAGUGGGAUAGAGGGGCGCUGUGUUACAUUGCAAAAUCUUUGCAAAAAUGGGGGAUGACAAACCUUUUGUGUGCAGUGCUCCUGGCUGUGGGCAGAGGUUUACUAAUGAGGACCACCUGGCUGUACACAAACACAAACAUGAAAUGACGCUCAAAUUCGGACCCCCCAGGACAGACUCCGUCAUCAUCGCAGACCAGACGCCGACUCCCACCCGUUUCCUAAAAAACUGUGAAGAGGUGGGACUGUUUAAUGAACUGGCCAACUCCUUCGACCACGAGUCCCCCAAAGCCCAGGAAGACGAUGACAAGAGGGCCAAGAACCCGUUGCCUGCUCCUCAUUCAGGAGCGCUGGAUAUGAGCCUUCAGACGCCAUCAGAUGUUAAGGUGAAAGAGGAGGACCCUGUGGAGGUGGACUCUUCUCCUCCUUCCAGCCCUGACUCCAUGUCAAGCAUGUCAGAUAGCAGAGAGUACACAAGCAGAAGAAAGGAUACUCCCCCAAAACCAGCCGUCAGCUCAGCUCCCACCCCUGCCAUAGUGCGCCCCGGUUCUCUUCCCCUUCAUCUGGGUUACGAUGGCCUGCAGCCCACCAUGCCGUCCCCUACCUCCGUUAUCACCCAUACCCCACCAUCCAACCGCACACUGGGGUCUCCCACUGGGCCGUACCCAAUGAUGAUGCUUCCUAAUGGUCAAACUGUUCCUGUUUUUCCAGGACCUAUGCAGAUGCCCUCUGUGAUAUCUCUGGCAAGGCCUCUAUGUAUGGUGCCCAACAUUCCAGGAAUCCCCGGUCCACCACUAGGGAGCAGCAGCAGUGGAUCUUCUUCACCAUCUGGUUAUAACCUCCACGCUGAGGCCAAGAUGAGGCUGAAGGCAGCAUUAUCUCAACAGAUGCCCACAGCUCAGGGUUGUGUUGGCGUGGCAAUGGGUUCCAACGCGAUGGUGCCUCAGAGGAUGGAGCAAAGCCAGCUGCUGGUCCAGCAUCCAGAUGCCCCAUCCCCAGCCCAGCCACAGGUGUCGCCCGCUCAGCCCACCGGUGGGCGCAGGCGGCGGACAGCGGAUGACGAUCCUGAUGAAAGAAGGCAGCGCUUCCUCGAGCGUAACCGGGCGGCUGCUUCCCGUUGCAGACAGAAACGCAAAGUUUGGGUCAACUCUUUAGAAAAGAAGGCGGAGGAUCUCACCUCGAUCAAUGUCUCGCUGUCGAACGAGGUGUCUCAUUUACGAAACGAAGUCGCUCAUCUCAAGCAGCUCCUCUUAGCCCAUAAAGACUGUCCUGUCACCACCAUGCAAAAGAAAGCCGUUUACCUGGGAGAGGAGCAUAUUAAAGAAACGUCUGAGCCCACGGGAUCCCCAGCGCCGGUCAUUCAGCACAGCUCUUUGGCCCCCAGCCCCUCGUCCGCUGUGGGGCACAACGGCAUGAACUCCCGUGAGGCUGUGGCUAUGUCUGUGCUGGCGGGGAUGGGCAACCAGCGAGGGGAGAGCGGCGGGCCGUCACACGUCAUCAUGGCCACACAGUCCCACCCUUCCAAUAGAUGAUGAGGGCAGCUAAUAGUUUGCCUGAGACUCUCUGCAUCCUGGGAGUAGCCUGGCUCUCUCAUGCCAUCACGUUCUCGCCUGGAGCUGCAUUCUGGGAAUGAACCGGGACAAUGUAAACACAAAGAGAGACACAGAUUGUCGUUGACUUUGCCAUAGACUACAGGGGCCGGACUCCAAACUUGCUUUGUUUUGCAUCCUCCAUAACCUUAAGCGCCAUCCUCAGCUUUCCUCGCUCGUGUCGUCCCUCACCUCUACUGGCUGUGAGACUGCAAAGCACUUCCUGUCAUGAAAAGUUCCCUCAGAGACAUAUGCACAUACACACGCUGCAAUAAAGACAUCGCCUGGUUUGUGAUACAUUUAGUCAGGCUAUACAUGUUCUUAUUGUAAUUUACUUUGUACUUCGGUUCCUUUCUAGGUUAUUCGUUUUAUAGAUGACCCUCCCCAUCAUCUGACCCAAGUUCAGUCGUACCUCAUUUUUAACCUGUUAUAUGCGUUUAUAAUCGACGUGUGCAUGUGUGCUUUUUGUAUGGGUGUACAGUAAUGUAUGAUGGUAAAUAGCAGUUUGAAAGACUGAUACACUAAGGCUGCCUUGUUAGCAUGAAACCUUUUGCCAUAUGUAAACUGUAUUGUAUUAGCACAUUGCAUUCAGUUUGGACCGUAGAUCCUGAUAGAUUUAUUCUUUCUUCAUAUUUUUGGUUUUCUUCUGUAUACGACAAACACGCAAAUGGCAGAGUGCUAUAGGUCAUGAAAAAAGGAUAGCGAUUAUCAACUUCCCUUAUCAUUUCCUCUACCCAUGAUAUAUUUUAUAUAUAUAUAUAUAUAUAUAUAUAUAUAUAUA